Anoplophora glabripennis (Asian longhorned beetle) is the source of this 1108-nucleotide messenger RNA. Its product is annotated as gustatory receptor for sugar taste 64e-like. Lineage: Eukaryota; Metazoa; Arthropoda; Insecta; Coleoptera; Cerambycidae. The transcript is spliced from 8 exons. Gene Ontology annotation, molecular function: taste receptor activity. The record is from RefSeq and is a predicted model, not a curated record. Bases 81 to 1031 code for a protein of 316 amino acids. Gene Ontology annotation, cellular component: membrane. Gene Ontology annotation, biological process: detection of chemical stimulus involved in sensory perception of taste; sensory perception of chemical stimulus.
ACCGCGACGCGGUGUUUUACAGCUUAGUAUCACCACUUUUCAAUCUCCAUGUCGCUUGUACGUUGAUUUUGUUCAUUAGAAUGUCCAAGAAAUUUCCAACAUUUUUAAGUAAAAUUGAUGCGUUGGAUAAAAGUUUCGUGAAGAAGUACAAGAGUAGUACGAACGUGAGAAGGAAUGUAGUUGUAUUCGCUAUUAUUGCUAAUAUCAUUGUUACAGUGGAACACUCACUACAAGCAUUAACUUUUAUGUUGACCAAAGACUGCGACAACAAUUCUACAGGCCUGGAAUAUUACUUUAAGAAGCAUUUUCAUUAUAUAUUUGACUUUUUUCCGUACAAUACAGCCUUUGCUUUUAUAUUACUGCUUGCCAACUGGAUUGGUGCAUAUAUUUGGAAUUAUGGGGAUGUAUUUAUAAUUGCCAUGAGUAUGAUUUUGACUGCACGGUUCCAUGAAAUUAGAGAAAAAAUUUGCAUCUACACCAGUGCAAUGCCCACCUCAGAUAAAAAAUUUUCAAAGCCUUUAUCCAAUGAUUUACAGAAAACGAACUUCAUGUUUUGGAAAGAAAUUCGAAGAGAUUAUAUUAUGAUGAGCGAGUUGUGCAGAAAACUUAACGAUUUAAUAUCGGACGUAAUAUUAUUCGACUUUGCAUCCAAUUUAAGUUUUAUACUUUUUCAACUUUUCGCAGGCCUCAGCCACAAAGAGAAGUUCGCCAAAAUAUUAUACUUCUAUUUUUCAUUUGGAUACGUCGUCCUGAGAAUUUGCUUAUUAUCAAUUUUUGGUGGAUGGUUGUACGAGGCAGGCAGGGCUUCUUUGCCCAUAUUGAAUGCCGUUCCUACUGAAAUAUAUAAUAUUGAGAUAACAAGAUUAAUCCAUCAGAUGCAUUACAACACUCCCUGUUUCACCGGCAACAAUUUUUUCGCCGUCACUAAAGGAUUAACGCUUAGUGUUGCUGCUGCCGUAAUAACAUACGAGUUGGUAUUGAUUCAAUUCAGUCCAGAUAUCCACGCAGAUGAUCAUAGCACGUGUCUCUGAUGUAGUAUACUAUUGAUAUCAUCAGCACAAUAGAAAUGGCACAAUGAUAAAUAUUUCCUUACAAUUCUAUGUUUCAA